UUCAUAUGAACAAUGGUAGUGUUUUCUGUGCAAGCCAAAUUACCAUCACAUCAACAUGUACGACUACUUGGAAAUCAUGAGAACCUUGGUAGAUGGUUGCCACAUGAUAGUGUGGAGUUACAGCACAAGUUACAGCCUUCAUCAGGAGACUUAGACUGCAGGUUUAAUAUAGUGAUGAUAAUAUUAAACAUCAGGACUGAUCGAAAGGACUGUUUAAUAAUCAGCAGGGAAAAAUUCAACUUCAGGAGUCCUCUCCUCUCCACCUAGGAGCCCUCUCUGCAAGGGUUACAAAAUCUUGGUAUAUCUUUGGUGUACAAUUAACAUUGAAUGCACCAUGGGGGGAGCGGCUCCCCCCAGCCCCCAGGUUUAUAGUGUACCCUCAUCUUUCUAUUAUUUAUCUUUUGGCCUUUUGGGAAAAAACUUCUCCAGUCAGCAUCUCUCUGGGAAACAAUAAACGAAGUAAAUUUUAGCCUAUGCCACAUCUUUUCUGGUCCAUUCUAAUAUAUUGGGAGGCUGGGAGCUGAACCUCAUAAGACACCACUAAAUAAAAUUAAUUUAAUUUGUGAUUCAUUUUACUGCAUUGCUAUCUUCUUAGCCUGUGGGGAUUGUCUGUCUGGCUAAGCAGACAUGUGUAAUAACCUAAGGAAGUCUAAUAGUUUUAAUAUUGUUCCUUGUCUCUCAGCUCUCUCAGAACUUGGUCAGUUAGUGUUGAUCUUGAUGAAGACGAAGAGCAUGUCCUAUUCCGUUUUCUUUUAUGCGAAAAUUUAAUUGGUUCCGUCCAAACUGAUCAGUUUUCGAUUAUCAAAUGUGGUCCAUGUCAAGAAUCUUCUGUGUUGAAUGAGAUAAUCGGUGGUGUCUUAGAUGUCAAUGAUCCAUCAUGGUGUGAAGGUUGGUUGGUAUAUGACAGUGAGAUUCAUCUAACUAUCCAUAAUUCCAGUGGUUUUCCUAUUAAUAUCUUUGGAAACAACAGUGGAAGUGAAUCCGGAAAGUACAAAAUUAAAAUGACUGCGAUGGAUAUGGACAAGGGAUGUUUUACCGGCAGAAAAACGUCGAAUGUAAAUAUUAAGAUCGUUGGUGAAUACGAAGGUGUCGUUAAAAACCAAGAGGAAUCUGGAGUAUGCUACGAUCCCAAUAAGCAUUAUUCCUUUGUCACGCGAGUAUUUGAUUUAAACCACACGGCGUUCAAAGUUGAAGUUUAUCUUCCGGAUAAUAACAAUUCGGAAGAAUUUAAAACCGUUGGUCAAGGUUUUAUUCAACCAAUUCAUUUCAAAAGCAGUUGUGGGAUUAUUGAUGUUGGUUUAGCUGAGAAUGAACUCCCUACUGGCUCUGUGCAAGUAGAGUACGUUAUCAUCAAACCCCUGGACGACAAAUGCUUUCAUAAUAUCGAAAAUUGGACAGACAGGAACUGGCAGAAUGCAGGGAAAACAUUGAACAUGGGACAUCGGGGUUGUGGAAGCACUUUUGGAUCAGCAAGAUCUGGUUUCCAAGAAAACACAAUUGAAUCAUUUCUAAAGGCUUAUGAAAAGGGUGCUGAUGGUUUGGAACUGGAUGUUCAUGUAACCAAAGAUCUCAUACCUGUGAUAUACCAUGAUUUGUAUCUUAAUGCAGCUUUACAAACAAAGAAUGAAAGUAGAUGUUCGCAAGUGAUACCAGUAUGUGAUUUGACAUAUCAAGAACUGCAGGAUUUAAAGAUUAUACAUUCAAGAUCAGCUGAGUUUAAUGAUGAAUUGCAACACCGUAAUGGGCUACAGCAGAAGUUGUUUCCUACGCUUGAAGAGGUACUAACCAAUCUGCCUGAAAACUUCCCAUUCGAGCUUGAAGUAAAAUAUCUGGAAACCGAACAGGGUCACGAGGAUGCCCCAUUUCUUGACAUCAACCUUUAUGUUGAUACAUUAUUGAAAUCUGUCUCGAAAAAUAUUGGAAAUCGAAAAAUAAUCCUGAUGUGCUUUUCACCUGUCAUUGUUCAAUUGUUGAGUAGAAAACAAAAGAAGUUUCCUGUUAAGAUUGGUGUUUGUGGGGAAACGGUUAAAUAUCCAGUGUAUAAAGAUAUCAGGAUUAGAACGAUUGGCAGAGUUGUUGGUUUUGCCCAGUCUGAGAAGAUCUUAGGUAUAUCUUGCUUAUGUGAUAAUAUCAUUACUGAAAACAAAGGAGUUUUCGAAGAAAUAAAGAAAAGAAAUUUGGUUGUAUCAACUUGGGGCGAAGAUGAUAAUAAAAGCGAAAUACGUGAAUUACAACGGCAGAUGGGUGUAGAUGUUGUUUGUUUUGACAGAAUCGACGAAAGGGAACAUCAACACUCGCAGCCUCGCACUGAGGGCGUGAGACUUUUUGAAUAAAUUGUUUUAAUAUGGCAAUUAAUUUAUUGCAUUAAUAUAAUUUAAACGAAAUCGAAGCGCUUGGUUCAAAUCACUUCUAUAUACGCACUUGGUAUCAGAAUUGUUUUUUCUUUGCAAAGUGUGAAAAAAUAUACCCCGGAGGAACA
Molecule: messenger RNA, 2479 nt
Organism: Dendronephthya gigantea
Lineage: Eukaryota; Metazoa; Cnidaria; Anthozoa; Malacalcyonacea; Nephtheidae
Product: glycerophosphocholine phosphodiesterase GPCPD1-like
Exons: 16
Coding region: 1002-2333 (443 amino acids)
Biological process (GO): glycerophospholipid catabolic process
Molecular function (GO): glycerophosphocholine phosphodiesterase activity
Source: RefSeq, a predicted model, not a curated record